Molecule: messenger RNA, 1617 nt
Organism: Nasonia vitripennis (jewel wasp)
Lineage: Eukaryota; Metazoa; Arthropoda; Insecta; Hymenoptera; Pteromalidae
Gene: Las
Product: lipoyl synthase, mitochondrial
Exons: 7
Coding region: 130-1266 (378 amino acids)
Biological process (GO): lipoate biosynthetic process
Cellular component (GO): mitochondrion
Molecular function (GO): 4 iron, 4 sulfur cluster binding; lipoate synthase activity
Source: RefSeq, a predicted model, not a curated record
GCGACGAGAUUUCGAACUCGGCAACUGAGAUUAUUAUCAUUUUAGGUUAGGUUCGACGAUUUCACAGUGUUCUUCUGCUGUCCCUGUCCGUAUUAGUAAAAAGUCUGCUGCUGCGGAGUGCGGACCUAGAUGCAAAUAGCUGUCAAAAUGUUACGUACUGCUAGAGUGACUGGUUUGAAGUGCCCAUCAGGACUCAAUUUUCACACAGCUAGUUCAUGCUGUGCCAAAUCAGUAAAGGAAGAGUUUUCUCAAAAAUUGGAAAAUGGUCCACAGUUAGAAAAUUUUAUAUCUGGUGAUGCCACUGCAACUGAGUACGAUGGGAUACUUAAAUUGGCCAAAGGAGAUAAGUCACGAUUAAGAUUACCACCUUGGCUCAAGACCCAAAUACCAAUGGGUAAAAAUUAUAGUCGUAUCAAAUCCCAACUUCGCGACCUACGAUUGAGCACAGUGUGUGAAGAGGCUCGUUGUCCAAAUAUUGGAGAAUGUUGGGGAGGUGGAGCUCAUGGAACAGCUACGGCAACAAUAAUGUUAAUGGGAGACACAUGCACAAGAGGCUGUAGGUUUUGCUCAGUAAAAACAGCAAGAGCUCCACCACCUCUUGAUCCAGAAGAACCAAAGAAUACAGCAACAGCAAUAACAGAAUGGGGAUUAGAUUAUGUUGUAUUGACAUCUGUAGAUCGUGAUGAUGUAGCAGAUGGUGGUGCAAGUCACAUUGCAGCUACUGUAAGAGAGCUCAAGAACAGGAGUAAUAUUCUAGUUGAAUGCUUGGUACCUGAUUUUCAAGGAAACUUGGAUAGUGUAAAAACAGUAGUUGAGUCUGGUUUGGACGUUUAUGCACACAACAUAGAAACUGUUGAGAGAUUGACGCCAUUCGUCCGCGAUAGACGCGCAAGAUACAAGCAGUCACUAUCAAUGCUGGGGGGAGCAAAGAAGGUCAAUCCAGAUUUGAUAACGAAAUCGUCAAUAAUGUUGGGUCUUGGAGAAACAGAUGAUGAAGUGAUGCAAACCAUGAAAGAUCUCAGAGCUGCUGGUGUAGAAGCUCUUACAUUGGGACAAUACAUGCAGCCGACAAAAAGACAUUUAAAAGUGAUUGAAUAUGUGACACCUGAAAAAUUCAAAUAUUGGGAAAAAGUUGGUCAAGAACUUGGUUUUCUGUAUACUGCUAGUGGACCUUUGGUACGAUCUUCUUACAAGGCUGGCGAAUAUUUCCUAACGAACAUAUUAAAAGAGAAACGGGGUGAAAAGAACGUGAAAGAGAGUACGUAGAAAGUAUGAUUUAUACAUCCUUUGUAAAAUGAACACGAUUUUUUCACAAAGUAUACUAUAUUUUUUUAAAUGAUCUGAAACUAAGAAAAAUCACGUUUCUAUCUGUGUAAACAUUGUAAAAUACUUGCUGAUAUAAAAAUUAAGAAAAUAUUUAUUUCAUAGAGCCGUGCGUGCGCUUUUGUUAAGAAAAAAAGAUUAUAAUUAUGUACUAUGAUCUUUUGUGUGAAAAGUUCUUAGCAAUCUAAAAUUAUAUCCCCUUUGUAAAUAGAAUGUUGUAAAGGUAAAAUUCUAUACUAACUGGUAAUGUAAAAGUUAAUUGAACAAAUAAAUAUUUUUUGUUAUAUUAAGAAA